AUGGGCUACAACUAUCCCAUGUUAGGUUUUGCACCUUAUGGCCCUUACUGGCGCGAGAUUCGGAAGAUCGCCACUCUCCAACUCCUCUCUAACGGCCAGCUUGAGUUGCUCAAGCAAGUGCACGCCACGGAGAUUGCUGUGCGCAUAAAGGAGUUGCACCGGCUUUGGGCGAAGAAAGAUGGAUUUUCAGCUAAAGUUGAUUUGAAGAAAUGGUGUGGGGACAUGACACUCAAUGUAGUGCUCAAGAUGGUUGUCAGGAAGCGAUGCUUCGAUGCUUCAAUUUUGAUGGCCAUGAUGAGGGUGAAAGCGAGGGAAUUAAGGAGGUUCCGAGAAGCGAUUACGCAGUUUUUUUAUUUACUUAAGGUGUCGGUCGUAUCGGACUUGCUACCUUUCGUUGAGUGGCUGGAUUUGCAUGGAUACAAGCGGACCAUGAGGAGGACGGCGGAGGAACUCAACUCCGUCCUUGUAAGUUGGUUAGAGGAGCAUCGACGGAGGAGAUUCUCCGACGAGAACAACGACAAUCAGGACUUCAUGGAUGUGAUGUUGUCGAUCAUGGAAGGUGCCCAGUUCACAAGUUAUGACCUUGAUACAAUCAUCAAGGCAACAUGCAUGGGGCUUAUCCUAGGUGGCACAGACACCACAUCAGUCUCCCUAGCAGGCGCCCUUUCCUAUAUGGCAAGCAAUCACCACAUCUUAAAUAAGGCCCAAGAUGAGCUGGACAUGAACAUUAGCAAAGACAGGAACGUGGACAAAUCAGAUAUCAAGAACCUGAGUUACUUCACCACAUAUAGCGAGUAUGAUGGUGACCUGGUUCUUAUGGACAACAAUUGUGCAUGUAAGAUGAUAAGAAUUAGUUCGAUUCACAUUAGAAUGUAUGAUGGAGUGGAGUAUACUCUAACAGAUGUGAGGCACAUUCCUAACUUAAAGAAGAAUAUGAUAUCUCUAGCAUCUCUUGAGGCACUCGGAUGCAAAUUCGUCGGUUAUGAAGGUGUUCUGAAAGUAUUUAAAGGGGCAGUCACUGUUAUAAAGGCACAACAGAGCAAAAACCUUUACCGGUUGAUCGGGAACACUAUAUCGAGUGGAGCUGUUGUGUCUGUAGCGAAAUACACAUUAGCACGUGUGUAG
This is a messenger RNA of Magnolia sinica, 1125 nucleotides long. Its product is annotated as cytochrome P450 CYP82D47-like. Gene Ontology annotation, molecular function: heme binding; iron ion binding; monooxygenase activity. NCBI's taxonomy places the organism in Eukaryota, Viridiplantae, Streptophyta, Magnoliopsida, Magnoliales, Magnoliaceae. The record is from RefSeq and is a predicted model, not a curated record. Gene Ontology annotation, biological process: defense response to other organism. The coding region runs from base 1 to 1125 and encodes 374 amino acids. The transcript has 3 exons.